Molecule: messenger RNA, 2589 nt
Organism: Poecile atricapillus (Black-capped chickadee)
Lineage: Eukaryota; Metazoa; Chordata; Aves; Passeriformes; Paridae
Gene: ZDHHC18
Product: zinc finger DHHC-type palmitoyltransferase 18
Exons: 8
Coding region: 52-1140 (362 amino acids)
Biological process (GO): protein targeting to membrane; peptidyl-L-cysteine S-palmitoylation
Cellular component (GO): Golgi apparatus; endoplasmic reticulum
Molecular function (GO): protein-cysteine S-palmitoyltransferase activity
Source: RefSeq, a predicted model, not a curated record
GGGGCGGGACCGGCGGGGCCGGGCCGGGGCUCCGGGCGCCGCGGCGGGGCCAUGAAGGACUGCGAGUACCGGCAGAUCCCGCCCGGGGCGGCGGCCACGCCAGGCCCGGGCCCGGGCGGGUCGCUGCCCCCGGCGGGCGGCGUUGCCCCGCGGGCCGGAGCGGCGAGGCGGCCCCGCAGGAAGUGGGAGGUGUUCCCGGGCCGCAACCGCUUCUUCUGCGGCGGCCGCCUCAUGCUGGCGCGGCACAGCGGCGUCUUCGCCCUCACGCUCGGCCUCAUCCUCGCCACCAGCGGCCUCUUCUUCGCCUUCGACUGCCCCUUCCUUGCCAAUCACCUGACCCUGGCCAUCCCCAUCAUCGCCGCCGUCCUCUUCUUCUUUGUCAUCAGCUGCCUGCUCCAGACAAGCUUCAGAGACCCGGGAAUCCUGCCCAGAGCCACCCCCAGUGAGGCUGCAGAUCUGGAGAAGCGAAUUGACAGCAUGGGCAGCUCCACGUACCGUCCCCCGGCCCGCACCAUGGAGGUGGUGAUCAACAAGUACGUGGUGAAGCUCAAGUACUGCUACACCUGCAAGAUGUUCCGGCCACCACGCACCUCCCACUGCAGCGUCUGCGACAACUGCGUGGAGAGAUUCGACCACCACUGCCCCUGGGUGGGCAACUGCGUGGGCAAGCGCAACUACCGCUACUUCUACGCCUUCAUCCUGUCCCUGUCCUUCCUCACCGCCUUCAUCUUCGCCUGCGUUGUCACCCACCUCACCCUGCGCUCUCAGAGGGAUGGGUUCCUGGCCACUCUGAAGACAACCCCUGCGAGUGUGCUGGAGCUGGUGAUUUGUUUUUUCUCAGUCUGGUCUAUUUUGGGCCUCUCAGGUUUUCACACUUACUUAGUCGCCUCCAACCUGACGACCAACGAAGAUAUCAAAGGGUCCUGGUCAAACAAGAGGGGCUCGGAGUUUGCCAAUCCCUACAGCCAUAAAAGCAUCCUCACAAACUGCUGUGCAGUGCUGUGUGGACCAUUCCAUCCCAGUUUAAUAGACAGAAGAGGAUUUAUCCAGCCAGAUACUGGGACCCCAUCCAGUCCCAAGAGUGAAAUCCCUUCCUUUGGAGCCAAAACUGACACCAGCAUGGUAGGAGGCAUUCCCUAGCAGUGCUGUGAUGUUCCCAGUGCCUGCUGUGCCUGCACCUUGCUCCAGCCAGUACCUUCCCCUGUCACAGCCCCGGCCUCAGCCGGGUCAGCCCUGGGACCCAGAGCUGCCAAAGACUCGAGCCAUGUGUUGCCUUCUUUUUUUACAUUUAUUUAUUACUUUUCUAUUAUUAUUAUUUGUUUCACUGUGAUGUGGCCUGCCAGGGGUUUUGCCUGACAGAGCCCAACAGCUUGUGGGACCCUUGGAGUCGUGCUGGGAACAGGGGGUCCCUGAGGAGCCCUCAGACCCCUGAGCUGCAGGGCACUGCUGUGAUUCCUGCUGGGAAUGAGAUGGGCCAGGGUGGGCACUGACAAAGGAUUCCCAGCAGGGCUGGAGGAGGUGUUACCUCCCUGCUGUCCCUGUUACCUCCAGGAUCACACCCUGUUCCCCUGGCCCCACCUGGAAGGGCAAUUCUGUCUCAGAAUCUCAGCUUCCCCUCCCCAGCAGCUGCCGUGCCUCGGUGAGUUGGGCUGUUCACCUGGGAGGACUCUGGCUCCCAGCAGACCUGGAGGCAAGUGAGGAUGUCCUGGGUGGUCCCUGCUGGUCCUUUCUUCUGGCUGGGGCUGUGUUUUGGCCCUGCCAGUUGGUCAGACACGUUUUGCAGCCAGGACACGAGUCCUGGACUCUGUAACGGGGAAGAAGAAACAUUCUGCUCUGUGACUCUCAUGCCACGCAGACCACGAGGCUGCAGGGGUGAGGUUUUGGAACUGGAGCUUCCCAGGAUUGUGUCCUGUCUAUGGGAGACCAAAAGGCAACAGAAAAGUGUGAAUUCCUGAGGGUCACACCCUUCCCAGCUGGAGUUUGCAGAGGAAGCAGUGAGGGGUGCUGCUCCCUGGUGCUCAUGGUGUGCUCUUGGUUUGGGCUGCUGAGCAGCAGAGUGUCCCCAGGGCUGUCCCCAGGGCUGUCCCCAGGGCUGUCCCCAGGGCUGUCCCCAGUGCCCUGGGAGCUGUUCCAGCUGCCCAUCCAUGAGCACCACUCUGCACCCAGGCAGCCAGCUCUGUGUCCCUGGGCUGAAGGGAGAGUCACAAACCUUGUAGCAAUACUUGAAUCGUGUUAUUAGAAGCUGCUGGAUAUUUUUGCACAAUUUGUAGGACUUUUUUCUCGGUAGAACGUUUCUGUCCUGCGUGGGGAGCGUUGUUGGCACCAGGGCAGAGGCUCACAGUGCCGAGCUGCCUGUCAGGUUUCCUUGGAUCAGACAGACCAGUUUCAGCCUCGGGCAGGGGCAGCACAUUUUGGGGGGCAUCCCAGCCCCCCUGAGUUCACCAGCAUCGUGCUUUGUACUCUGCAAGUGCCUGUGCCAGGGGGAUGGCAGAGGAGUAGUGAGGAGGGGGCUUACCAGGGGCCAGACUCCUUCCUGUUUUUAUUUAAACCAGUUUCCUUUGUUACUCAAUAAAAUUCUAUUUUUAAAGA